AUGGUCGAUAAAGACAGCACGAGACAUGAAGGGAAACUGUACGAACCGGUGCCACAAGGUUGGCCCACUGAUGUAGCCACAUUGAAGGACUCUUCUUUACCCAAAUGGCACAAUGUUCUUCUGUCUAGCAGCUUAUUUCUCAUACCAACACCAUUUAUAGUACUCGCAGUGUACAUCGUUUCUCUCAACCAGCAACCUGAGUCGCAACUCGGAAGUCGCGUUUUAGAGGCUGCGAGCAUUGCCGCAACGUUAUGGCCCAUCGCAUUUGCAGCUGUGCUUGGUACGGUGUUAAGAAGUGUCGCACUGUACAGUUGCGAGAGAGGGACAACACUUGGUACACUUGAGACCUUACUCGGCAGCCUUACGUUGACGAAUACCCUCAAGUCGUUCUUCUGGGUAAAAUUGUUCAGCUUUUGGUCUCCAGUCCUGAUGUUAGCAUGGACUUUGAGUCCUCUGGGUGGCCAAAGUGUGCUUCGUGCUGUGUCUCUGCAAGCUGAGACAGUUUCUUUCGACUUUCCCACCAUCUCCUACCCGUCCACUAACUUGAGCGCCGGGUUUGAUAGACUACCAGCUCUGUAUGCACUGCCUUUUGGUCUGCGAACAAUAUUUGGAGCAGCAUUCUCAUCGUCGGCCACCCGUUUAAUGCACGUGAAUGGGUCAAGCCCUAAUUUCACAGAAAGCUUGGAACAGGUUGGUGAACCUGACGAGGCAAGGAGACUUUGCAAACAAGAUGUCUGGGGCAAUGUGCGACUUCCGUAUUUGCAUUUGCUCGAUGGAUAUGAUUCUGACAAACCCCACAAAUGGGUGUAUGUUCCGAAUGACACAAUUCCGCCCUAUGAAUCCCUUGUCGGGAUACCGAUCCGUGGAGUACCAACCAUGCGAGCUGGAAACUCUACUAUGAUGGUUCAAUCAUCAUACAUUUCGUUAUCGUGUAAGCCGUGGAUUAAUGGAACCGCUUGGCUUCAAGACAAUAUAUCACAGCUGGUUCUGGCUGAUUCUAUUGCCUCUGAAGGCACCAUCGGCCUCAACUACCUCAACCAUUCCUUCUUCCAAGAAUACCGCGAGAGCAGGGAGUCGAUAUUUGGCUCACCCAAUGCACCACCAAAUUUCCAAUUGGACAUGAUUAAGGACAAAUAUCUCAACGAGACUUGGAAAGGUAUCAACUCUACAGUCCUGGAUACGAGUCGGGAUCGACCAUUAAAGCAGAACUUGGCCUUCUUUGCCGCCAGCGUCAACGACUCUAGUGAUCGAUUUUCCUGGGGUAUGACCACUUGCAGCCCCAGCACUUCCUAUGUUGAUGCUGAGGUACGAUGCUCCCGGUCUACUGACUUUGGAUUCCUCUCAUGUUCCGUUGAGAGACUACGACACACAAAAGGACACACCAUCAGGGCAAACACCUCUGUGUUCUCAUUUUCAUACAACCUCCCGGUACUAGCGUGGACCACUCGCCUCAUUCCAGACCCUGAAGGAGGGCAGAAUGACUUACUCAACCUCUUUCUUCGAGAUCCAACCCUGGCACGCCCGAUUGGCGAGUUCUACAAGUUCACCGAGUUUAUUACGCCACCACCUUUGGACAAAUUACCACUCUCGAUCUUUGAAGCUAGAUUGGGAGCCAUCCUGAAUACAGUUAUCAGAUCUUCAUUUGAGCAGUCCAUCAUUGUUGGCGCCGAUGGGAUAUCGCCAGCUUCGAAAGUCAUGUCAGACAGAUUCAUCAAUAACACCAUUACACCCCUGGCAGACUGGGGGAACAGCACGGGAACUUGGACUGAAUUUGCUGGAAACGUGUACAAGGUGGAUUGGCUCUGGAUGAGUCUUUAUGGCAUAUCCCUCUUGGCCAUGAUCAUCUUUACUAUUGCAAACGUUGCAUUACAAUGCAAAAUUCGGAGUCCAGACAUCUUGAGUAGUGUCUCAAUGCUGACAAGAGACUCGCCAUACGUCGCAGUGCCGGCUGGUGGCAGUAUGCUGGGAGGAAUUGAGAGAAUAAGGCUACUGAAGAAUGAGCAUGUAAGAAUAGGCGAUGUCCAGCCAGGGCGUGAUAUAGGGAAAGUCGCAUUCAGCAAUUGGGACGGAACUGCAGUGCUUGACCGUGGACGGAGAUAUAUUUGA
Messenger RNA from Fusarium venenatum, 2106 nucleotides. RefSeq lists its product as uncharacterized. The record is from RefSeq and is a predicted model, not a curated record. Lineage: Eukaryota; Fungi; Ascomycota; Sordariomycetes; Hypocreales; Nectriaceae.